This is a messenger RNA of Chrysochloris asiatica (Cape golden mole), 1276 nucleotides long. RefSeq names its product CD2 (cytoplasmic tail) binding protein 2 (gene CD2BP2). The transcript is spliced from 7 exons. Gene Ontology annotation, molecular function: protein binding. Bases 120 to 1142 code for a protein of 340 amino acids. NCBI's taxonomy places the organism in Eukaryota, Metazoa, Chordata, Mammalia, Afrosoricida, Chrysochloridae. The record is from RefSeq and is a predicted model, not a curated record. Gene Ontology annotation, cellular component: U5 snRNP.
GUUCUCUUCCGGGUUAUGGCGCCCGGGUACCCCGGAUGUAGCCCUAGCAAAAGCAUCUCUUCGUUUUUUCCCCCGCCUCCCCUGGAGCCCCAGCUUGGGGAAACCUCCUCUGUCCCGUCAUGCCAAAGAGGAAGGUGACCUUCCAGGGCGUGGGAGAUGAGGAUGAGGAGAGUGAAAUCAGUGUACCCAAGAAGAAGCUAGUGGACCCUGUAGUAGGGGCAGGAGGUCCUGGGAGCCGCUUCAAAGGGAAACACUCUUUGGACAGUGAUGAGGAGGAUGACGAUGAGGAAGGAUCCAGCAAAUAUGACAUUCUGGCCUCAGAGGAUGUGGAGGGUCAGGAAGCGGCCACACUCCCCAGUGAGGGGGGUGUGAGAAUCACGCCCUUCAACCUGCAGGAAGAGAUGGAGGAAGGUCACUUUGAUGCUGAUGGCAAUUACUUCUUAAACCGGGAAGCUCAGAUCCGAGACAGCUGGCUGGACAACAUUGACUGGGUGAAGAUCAGGGAGCGACCACCGGAUCAGCACCAGGCCUCAGACUCAGAGGAGGACAGCCCAGGCCAGACACCAAUGAGUGCCCAAGCUCUCUUGGAAGGCCUUUUGGAACUGCUGUUACCGAAGGAGACGGUUGCUGGGGCAUUGAGGCGUCUGGGGGCCCGAGGAGGAGGCAAAGGGGACAGCAAGGGGCCUAGGCGACCCAGCUCCCCUCAGCGCCUAGACCGGCUCUCAGGGUUGGCCGACCAGAUGGUGGCCCGGGGUAACCUAGGUGUGUACCAGGAGACUCGGGAACGGUUGGCCAUGCGACUGAAGGGGCUGGGGUGCCGGACCCAGGGAUCCCAUGAUCCCGCACCCCCACCUUCUUUGGACAUGUUUGCUGAAGAAUUGGCAGAGGGGGAGCUGGAGAAUGCAACCCCUGCCCAAGGAGGAGGAGCAGAGGCGCCAGGGGAUGGUCUGGUGGAUGUGAUGUGGGAAUAUAAGUGGGAGAACACAGGGGAUGCGGAGCUGUACGGACCCUUUACCAGCGCCCAGAUGCAGACUUGGGUGAAUGAAGGCUACUUCUCAGAUGGUGUUUAUUGCCGGAAGCUGGAUCCCCCUGGCGGUCAGUUCUACAACUCCAAACGCAUUGACUUUGACCUCUACACCUGAGCCUGCUGAGGGCCCAGUUUCGUGGCACCUUCUUUCCUGGACUCUUUGGAGGAGGCCCCAGCUGUCCCAGGCAAUGAGGACACUGGGGGCCACUUCUCAACUUCCCUUCCCCAAUAAAAGCCUUUAAUUGUGUA